Messenger RNA from Chelonia mydas (Green sea turtle), 1032 nucleotides. RefSeq names its product protein Shroom3-like. The transcript has 2 exons. Bases 712 to 1032 code for a protein of 106 amino acids. Gene Ontology annotation, cellular component: apical junction complex; apical plasma membrane; adherens junction. NCBI's taxonomy places the organism in Eukaryota, Metazoa, Chordata, Testudines, Cheloniidae. Gene Ontology annotation, molecular function: actin filament binding. Gene Ontology annotation, biological process: actin filament organization. The record is from RefSeq and is a predicted model, not a curated record.
UUCACCUGCUUUUCCUGUUUGCCCUGUAGACUCCAGUUCUUUUUAAUCCCAGACGUGGGAAGUUAUUUCAAGUUUAAAACCACACGGAAAUGUUUUUUUGGUCUGGGCUUUCUCUCCCCCCCCUCUUUUUUUUUUCUUUUUGACAAGUCAGAAAAUUGUGAAGUGAGCAGGAGAGAGCGAGUGAGAGGGAGAAGACGCUUUCAUUCUUUUCGUGCAAUGGACUGAGGCAAAAAGGCCAUUAUAAUGGUAAAUCACACACAGAAAGGAAGAAAAGACUGAUAAUCAAUCACAAAUGAAGCAUUCGUUCGGAUUUUGGCAAUUUACUGGCCAGUGGUUAUAAACCUACAUAGUUUUUUCUUUUGUCCAAUUUACGUAAAACACGCAGGUUUGAAAUAGCAAGGGCAGGAAGAAUAAUUUUCAGAAAGGUAUCCUGCCAAGGAAUAUUUAGGAUGGGAAAGACACAAUACUGAAAUGCCAGCAAGGACUCAGUGAGUUCUGAAGAAAAAGCAACAUGCUGAAAUGCUGGCAUGAAGACUUUUCAACACAGGACCCUGGACUUCAACUCAGAAGAGAAACUUGCUGUGUCAGAAGCCUCUCCCCAGACAGCCCAGCGUUUCACAUGCUUAAGGAUGACUCGUAGUGGACUUGGGGGGAGUUCAACUCAUUCUUCCGUGAUUGCUUCAGUGGGAUUUGUGGCUGAAUGAGUAUGUGAUGAUAAACAUGAGGAUGCUAGACAAUACUGCCACUGGCAUAGCCUCUUCAGAAUCCAGCAUAACCCAUAAAGAAAGAUACAUUUAUCUGGAGGUGUUGCUUCAAGGAGGAGCUCCAUGGGGAUUCACUCUGAAAGGCGGACUGGAGCAUGGGGAACCAUUAAUCAUCUCCAAGGUUGAAGAAGGGGGGAAAGCGGACUCGCUGCAGGCUGGUGAUGAGGUGGUGAACAUCAAUGAGGUGGAGCUGAGCAGUUCCAGGCGGGAGGCCAUCUCACUGGUGAAGGGGUCCUACAAGACACUGAAGCUGGUCAUCCGCAGGUAG